AUGAGACGCUCUUCUCUUCUGAGUACUCUGCGCAUCAGGCGUUUUCUUUUAGCUCCUGCACAAUCAACGCCAACAUCAUCUAAACUGUCAUCAUCGUCAUUAUCAUCAUCAUCAUUAUUAGCCUCAACAACAGCAGCAUCAACAUCAACAAAUAAUUCACCUUUCGCACUACCAGUAGAGCGACAAAUUAAAGGAGGACUCAGUGCAGACUGGCGAGAACAGGUGCGACGAUCGGGUUCCAUUCUUAAUGAUAUUUCCCCCGCACUGCCUGAUAAUAGUCGUACAGAAGAGCAACGUCGACGUGUUGCUGGUUGGCAGCCAGUAGUGAAGUUGCUUGGUGAUCAAAAACUUCGUGUGGCUAUUGUUGGACGUAUGAAUAGUGGUAAAUCUUCCUUAUUUAAUUUAUUAAGUGAAGAUCCAACGAUGCCUGGACGGAAAAAUGUGGUACGUGAUUUUAAUGGUAUUACCCGUGACUCUGUUGAAGGACAUGCACAGUUGGAGGGAAUGCAUUUUACAAUUAUUGAUACUCCUGGUAUGGUGAAUGGGCGAUUGGUAGAAGAAGCAUUUCGUACAGUAGAAACAGCAGAUGCUGCUAUUUUUGUAACUGCCGUUGAUGAAGAUAUUUUACCAGCAGAACGGGAUCUUAUUGAAUAUUUACACCUAAAACGUAUGCCCGUAUUGUUAUUAGUAAAUAAAAUGGAUCUUGUUCCACUAGACGAGGAAGACGCUGUAUUGCAGCGAUAUAAUGAACUUGGACUUGGAAAUGCCAUUCCAUUCUCUGCACGACGUAAGUUAGGACUUGAAAUGCUUGCAGCUGUCUUGGAACCACUCUAUCACAUUCACACAAUGCACAAAAUUGAGAAUGACUGGGAUAUUGAGGAUUUAGCCAUGCACGGUGAUGAGGCGGCGAUGGAAGAAGUACGUGAUCGUAACUGUACAGAUCGAUUUAUUCGUGUAGCGAUUGUUGGAAGGACAAAUUGUGGUAAGUCAAGUUUAAUUAAUCGACUUGUGGGAUUUGAACGUAAUCGAGCUGUAGAUGAAACCAAUACUACUCGUGAUCCGGUGGAAUUACCGUGUAUGUAUAAGGGACGCAAACUAAAACUUAUCGAUACUGCAGGUUUGGCUCGACAUCGUUAUCGAGCUGAACGUGAUUUUAUUGGUCGCAUUCAUGAACUCUCUGUAAAUGAAAUUCGUUAUGCACAUGUUGUGAUUGUUGUCUUUGAUGCCACUGAGGGACAUCCAAAUAAAUAUGAUAUGGCUGUAUUGCAUUCCGUUGCGGCGGAGGGUCGUCCAUUUCUUUUGUGUGCGAACAAGUGGGAUGCGGUGUUGGACCAGAGUGCCACAGCAGAGGCAAUUGAUUUUAAAAUAAAGCGACAAGUUCGAGAAAUUAAAUACAGCAAUGCCGUUGUGGUUUCCGCUCAUACAGGAUUGAAUCUCACUUUAUUAAUGGAUCAGGCUUUAUCAUUAUAUGAUACUUGGAAUAAACGAGUGCGUCGCGCUGAACUCACACGUCUUUGGAGAAAAAUGGAAAAGUCUGUUAUCAUUCCAUAUCACGUUGCCCGUGUGGGUCGCAUCACACAAGUAAACACACGUCCACCAACUUUUCUCUUGCAUUUACAGACUAAGAAUGAUGCAAAUACACUUCCUAAAGCACUACAGGAAAUGGUAAAAAAUACAUUGGUGGAAGAGUUUGACUUUCGUGGUGUUCCUAUUCGUCUUAUCCAAGAAGUUAAGGACUCUAAUCCCGACUAUAUUUAG
Trypanosoma theileri is the source of this 1758-nucleotide messenger RNA. Its product is annotated as putative small GTP-binding protein. The coding region runs from base 1 to 1758 and encodes 585 amino acids. The record is from RefSeq and is a predicted model, not a curated record. Gene Ontology annotation, molecular function: GTP binding. The transcript has a single exon. Lineage: Eukaryota; Euglenozoa; Kinetoplastea; Trypanosomatida; Trypanosomatidae.